Molecule: messenger RNA, 2374 nt
Organism: Osmia lignaria (orchard mason bee)
Lineage: Eukaryota; Metazoa; Arthropoda; Insecta; Hymenoptera; Megachilidae
Source: RefSeq, a predicted model, not a curated record
UUUAACAUUUUUACUUUAUAAUAUACCAUCUGAUUCAUUUUAAUCAAAUUUAAUUUUCUUUGACAUAACCUUUAUUUGCCUUCUUCAUAAAUCCUAUUAUAUUAGCGAUCUGAUGAAAGGGCCCGAAUGAGAUUAGCGUAUCUCCGAACCCACAAAUAUUUAAUAAAGUUCCCGGCUUUACGGCGUCACUCGCGCGUUACGUUAUCGAUAGUUGCAUUGCUCGACUAACGCACUACCACAUUUUAUAUUCUUGCAUUCAUACAUUCAGCUGACACUUCACACAGUAGCGUCACAAGCACACGCGCGCGCGUCGCACGUAAAAACCAUAGGAAACAACUGAAAGCAGAUAAUUGUCACUGGGAAACGAGGAAACACGUUCGGUACAACAACUGUUUUCAUGAUCGGGCCAGUGAACUCCCCUCAUUUAUUGCACCUAAUUAUAAAUAAUAAGCGAGGUGUUCCCUCGUCGAAUGUUCAGAGUCAACACAGUGACCUACAAUAUUACAGUAUUUAAUGAAUUAAUAGAAAAUUUGAAUUAUUAUAAUGUAUGUAUAAGGAAUUUCGAUCAUCUUCGUGGAGCCGAUAAGGAACGUUCCAAAGUGAUCAGGAUUAUUGGACCACACGAAUCAUGUUUCGGGUUUACAUCCGGUGAUACUCAGACCAAAGACGAUACGUGAUUUUGGGCCGUGGGACCACGCUGAUUUCGAGGAAGGAAUUUGUUAUACUAACAAUCGGAAUUAUGUCUGAAACUGCAAAAUCAAGUGGAUAAAAUCAGAAUGGCGAGCUACUUUGAAAUUCUACUCUCUAUCGCAGUGAUACUUAUUGCAUUCUACUAUUAUGCUGUAUCAAACUUUGAUUUUUGGAAAAAACGUGGCGUAGUUGGUCCAACGCCGAUACCAUUCUUUGGAAACACUAAGGAUUUAAUGUUUGCUAACAUAUCCAUAAGUCAUUAUGUACAUACCACGUACGAUCAAUAUAAAAAUGAACCAAUGAUCGGGUUUUAUUUAAUGAAGAAACCAAGUCUUAUAUUGAAUGAUCCAGAGCUUAUCAAACACGUUCUCAUUAGAGAUUUCUCAAACUUUGCAGAUCGAGGAGCUCGUGUUCAUGAGAAGACAGAGCCACUCUCACCACAUCUCUUCAACUUAGAAGCAGAAAGAUGGCGACCAUUGAGAAUGAGGCUCUCCCCCAUAUUUACAUCUGGAAAAUUGAAGAAAAUGUUCUAUCUCAUAAUCGAAUGUUCGCAACAUUUGGAAAAAUAUUUGGCUAAAGAAGUUGAAAAAGGAGUGCCUCUGGAAUGUCGAGAAUUAGCAGCAAGAUUCACGACUGAUGUGAUUGGUAGUUGUGCUUUUGGAAUUGAAAUGAAUGCACUAGCAGACGAGAGAAGCGAAUUCCGUCAAAUGGGUAAAGACUUCUUCGAUACAUCGUCUUUCCAAAACGUCUUUCGAAUCAAAAUGAGACAAUUCUUCCCUAAACUGUACGAUUUGCUUGCUUAUAUAAUAUGCGAAACAAGAUUAUCCUCAUUCUUCACCAAAGUUGUUACGGACAUCAUAAAAUACAGACAAGAGAAUGAUAUCGUUAGACCAGAUUUCAUAAACAUGCUUAUGGAUCUUAAGGCGCAUCCAGAGAAACUGAACAAUAUCGAAUUGACGGACUCUUUACUCAUUGCACAAGUUUUCGGGUUGUUCGCCGGGGGUUUCGAAACCUCAUCGACAACGAUUAGCAGUACUCUUUAUGAAUUAGCCGUAAAUCAAGAGAUACAAAAUAAACUACGAGAAGAAAUAAUGGAGUACUGCUCUAAAGACAAAGGAGAGUUGGAAUUCGAGACUGUAAUGGAAAUGGAAUAUUUAGAUAAAGUAUUCAAAGAAUCAUUAAGAAAGUACCCAUCUGGAUCAUUACUAAUUCGAAAUGCAAUGUCAAAUUAUACUUUUGAUGGCACUAAAAUUUCAAUACCAAAGGGUACAACAAUCUUUAUCCCAGUGUUUGCCUUGCAACGGAAUUCUGAUAUUUAUCCAAAUCCUAAUUCUUUCGAUCCGGAAAGGUUCAAUGAAGACGCUGUUGCAGCUCGACAUCCUAUGCACUAUUUACCAUUCGGUGAUGGACCAAGAAAUUGCAUGGGUGUACGUUUCGCAAUUUAUCAAACCAAAAUUGGCCUUAUCACAAUUCUACGGAAUUACAAAGUGGACGUUUGCGAAAAGACAAUGAUUCCUUACGAAAUUAAUCCAGCUUCGCUUUUUUUAGCCCCAAAAGAAGGGAUAUAUUUGAAAUUCACAAAACUACAAAGGAAAUGCAACUUAUUUGACAUACAUUAAAUUGAAAAUAUUUUUUUUAAGUCAUUACACAUUAUGUAUGUAAGAAACAAUACAGAAUGAAUGUA